This is a messenger RNA of Calidris pugnax (ruff), 3511 nucleotides long. RefSeq names its product glucose 1,6-bisphosphate synthase-like. Gene Ontology annotation, molecular function: intramolecular phosphotransferase activity; glucose-1,6-bisphosphate synthase activity. Gene Ontology annotation, biological process: carbohydrate metabolic process. The annotation marks the transcript as partial. NCBI's taxonomy places the organism in Eukaryota, Metazoa, Chordata, Aves, Charadriiformes, Scolopacidae. The transcript is spliced from 9 exons. The record is from RefSeq and is a predicted model, not a curated record.
CUAAAUGUGCAAACAAAUCUGAAGUUUGUUCAUACCUCUUUCCAUGGAGUUGGACAUGACUACGUGCAGUUGGCUUUCAAGACGUUUGGUUUUCAGCCUCCCAUUCCAGUCCCUGAACAAAAAGAUCCAGAUCCAGACUUUUCUACAGUAAAAUGCCCAAAUCCUGAAGAAGGAGAAUCUGUGCUGGAGUUGUCCCUGAGGCUUGCAGAGAAAGAAAACGCUAGAGUAGUAGUGGCCACCGACCCAGAUGCAGACAGACUAGCAGUGGCAGAACAACAGGAGAAUGGCUGCUGGAAGGUCUUCACGGGCAACGAGCUGGCGGCUUUGUUUGGGUGGUGGAUGUUUUCUUGCUGGAAGGAAAACUGCUCUGAAGAUGCUGAUGUGAAGAACGUUUACAUGUUGGCGACCACCGUCUCCUCGAAAAUCUUGAGGGCGAUUGCGCUUAAAGAGGGAUUUCACUUUGAAGAAACACUCCCUGGUUUUAAAUGGAUUGGAAGUAGAGUAAAAUAUCUCCUAGAUACUGGAAAAGAAGUUCUCUUUGCGUUUGAAGAGUCUAUUGGUAUGUAUGGAUAUCACAUAUCGAAGACUUCUUAUUUCUUGUGCUACGAUCCUCCUACUAUCAAGAGGAUAUUUGAGAAACUUCGGAACUUCGAUGCCCCCGAAUCUUAUCCCAAAUGUUGUGGCAUUUACAAUAUUUUACACGUACGAGAUAUCACCACUGGCUAUGACAGCAGCCAGCCCAAUAAGAAAUCGAGAAGCAGGUAUGGAUAUCACAUAUCGAAGACUUCUUAUUUCUUGUGCUACGAUCCUCCUACUAUCAAGAGGAUAUUUGAGAAACUUCGGAACUUCGAUGCCCCCGAAUCUUAUCCCAAAUGUUGUGGCAUUUACAAUAUUUUACACGUACGAGAUAUCACCACUGGCUAUGACAGCAGCCAGCCCAAUAAGAAAUCGGUGCUGCCAGUGAGUAAAAGCAGUCAGAUGAUCACUUUUACCUUUCAAAACGGUUGUGUUGCCACCCUCCGGACGAGUGGAACGGAACCAAAGAUCAAAUACUACGCUGAGAUGUGCGCGCUGCCCGAGCAGAGUGACAGAAACGUGCUGGAAGAAGAACUGAGGAAGCUGAUUGAAGCUUUGAUUGAGAAUUUUCUUGAGCCCGAUAAAAACGGACUGGUCUGGCGCUCUGCUUAGAGCUCCUCCCACCGGGAGGCUUCGUCGUGUUGAAUAAAGGAACCAAGAACUCCAUUUAACACGUGUGCGUGUGUGUACGUGUGGUAAACAGCUCCGUUUUUAUUCUGUAAAGAAGAAGCAUCCUUUUGUCAGAUUUUUUCACCAAAGUCCGGGCUAGAAAAUUGGAGUAAGGAGAAGAAGGGAGAGGAAAAGGAUGGAAUUUAUUAUUAACACUUUUGACCAAAAAGACUCAUUAACCUGCACCAAUGCAAACAAACUGCCCUUGUGGGUUUAAGGCAGAUGAUCUUAACCAGGAGAUCUUGUCUUAAACUAAGUUUCAGGUACACCUUUUGUGUGAAAAGGCUUUAAAAUAGCUCUGAACUGACAAAAAAAAGCCUGCUUCUUCCAAGCUGUUGUGCGUGAGUGCGGGUAUCGUCGUUACAGGUCUUCAUUUCCAAAACCUGUUGAAGUAGAGCUCGGUGCUUAGCGUUUCUUCUUUAGGCAACUUGUUCAAUAUGACAUUUUUUUGCAGCUCCUUAAGGAUCCUUCUGUUGUUAAAGGUGCUCUUGGUGCGUUGUAUCUUUCCUGUGUGUAGCUUCUAAUAUUUCCUUGACGAUGAAACAAUAGCGGCAACACGUGUGGUUCCACCUCUGGUCUGGGCUUUGAAUUCCCUACUGCCUUUCCAAGGCAUCCAAAGGAAUGGGUUUUUCAUCCUUAAAUUGCCUUUUUUAACCACCCAAGGCUUCGUAACCCUUUUUUGUCCCACAUCUCUGAAGGCUCUUAAGCUUUUUUUUCCCCCAGAAAUUCAGUAACUUUGAGUGAAAAUUCCAGGUAGUGACUUUUUUUGUUUUGAUGGCUUGAGCUCAUACUGUCUAUUUAAAAAAAAAUAUGGAAGAAAGUAGAGGUGAGACACACCACUGAUGAUUAUUUUUAGUUACUAAAUCAUUAUUUUAUUUUUUUGUCAUGUGUUGUAAGCUCAUUUCUGUUAGAAUAGCGAUUUGCAAAUACUCUUCUUCAUCUUUUGGAGCAAAUUUUUAACAAUUGCCCAUGAUCUAUUUGCUACUUUUGCUUGAGCAGAAAGUGAUAAUCACUUUUUCCAAAAAACAGACCGAUAGAGAAAUUCUCGUGGAGAUAUUGAGGAUUUCAGGAAACAAAAGCCCUGGUUUGGGCACAAAAUAAAACUGUGGAAGAUGCUUUCACUGAAAGAACAAUUCAAGAAAACCUCCAUAUUGAUUAACUGAGGGUAAUAACUUGUUAAUGUGCACUACUAAAUUGCUAAUAUAAGCCUUCAGAAUAAAGUCAGUGACAUUCUGGCCAUCUCCCCGCUGUCACUUUACAGCAAUUAAAUAAAAGAAACAUAAAACUGAACAUUAACCACCGUAUUAAAGGCUACAUGAAAAGAACCCGAGAAGCACUUAAGUUAAAGCCAGUGUUUUGCCCUUAUUGUUAAAUCUCUAAAUUUAUCCUCCCUCUGAUUAUACCCUUAGAGCUUGAUGGCGCGGGGUGGGUUUUGUGUGUGUGUCUGUGUGUGUCUGUGUGUGUCUGUGUGUGUGUGUGGUGUCUGGGUGGCUUUAAAGAGCACCCAGGUCUCUGCAUCUCUGCAGGUAUCGGGUAUUUCACGCUGACAGCAGCUUUGCACUAUAACCCUGGAUGAAUAUUUCGCUGUAAUAUGAAUGUACACGUGCUGCAGGAGGUCUGUGUUGCACACAAAUUUUGACUUGCCGCCGGUAUUUAUUUAUUUUGUAUUUUAAAAGAAGGUAUUUCCAACUUGUUCUGCGAUUGAGUGAACUGUAUCUAAUGCCAAAAAAUGUGUUUUGUUUUGUUUUUUGAUUGUACAUUUGACUGAGGUGAUGGGGAAAGUAGGCCUUGGAAGGUGUAAAGGCAUUUUUGGCUGCUCCUUUGUCUAUUUUUUCCCCAAAAAAGUGCAGAUCUAGAUCCUGACUGCACUAAAUUUGGAGGAGGUCUUGCCUUUUGAUCCGUGGGCAGCGGAUUAAAACCUUGGGCGUUUGAGAUGUUGUUUUUUUUAAAUGGCCUACGAGUAGUUCAGGAGAGAACAAGUGACUCGGAACGUAAUUUUGAACAAAAACACUGUAAAAAAGCAUAGUUUAUGUGAAGAGGCCGACUCUGUGUGUGUGUUGUAGCAGGUAGAGUUAAGAGUUAUGUCUUGUGAGUUCUAUUUGUGCUCCUACAGAGAGCAACAUCCCAGAAAAGAUCUGCUUUGUGUCCGAAGGUGAACGUUAUAAAUUCAGUACAGAAGAAAAUGGCCGUUUUGUUUUCAAAUCGACCUUCUUAGAAGUUGGUAACUGUCUAUAGUAGAAAUAUCUUUAAUAAAACAAACCCCGAA